Molecule: messenger RNA, 632 nt
Organism: Oppiella nova
Lineage: Eukaryota; Metazoa; Arthropoda; Arachnida; Sarcoptiformes; Oppiidae
Source: the annotation of a GenBank genome assembly
CCGAGGAAUAUUCCUACCCGUGUUCACACACUUUACUCCAACACAUUCUUCGCACAACUUUUGCUCAUUGAUUGUAAAUACUAGUCGCGGACACAAGUGAUUGAUAUCAAGCCAUAAGAAUGUCUCAGACGAGUGCCACCACUCCUGCAGCCAAAGCCCCAACGAUUCCGAAGUCGAUUCGCUUCUUAUUCGGUGGAAGUGCUGGAAUGCUGGCCACUUGUUUCGUACAGCCAUUGGAUUUGAUUAAGAAUCGGAUGCAAUUGAGUGGCGAAGGCGGAAAAGCAAAGGAACACAAAACCAGUUUACAUGCCAUCCGAGCCGUCAUUAAAAACGAGGGCUUCUCUGGACUUUAUGUGGGAUUAUCUGCGGGUCUACUGAGACAGGCCUCCUAUACGACUGUCCGGAUGGGUGUCUACGCCUCGCUCUUCGAGAAACUGAGCGGAGAUUCGGGAAAACCUCCGGGAUUUCUGGCCAAAGCCGGUAUAGGAAUGACUGCCGGAGCAGUGGGUGCCUUCUUCGGGACGCCGGCAGAGGUGACUCUCAUCCGUAUGACAUCUGACGGACGGUUACCUCUGAACGAGAGGAGAGGCUAUAAGAAUGUGUUCGACGCUCUCAUUCGCAUCACCCGAGAG